This is a messenger RNA of Sinocyclocheilus grahami, 2013 nucleotides long. Its product is annotated as follicle-stimulating hormone receptor-like. The coding region runs from base 1 to 2013 and encodes 670 amino acids. Gene Ontology annotation, cellular component: plasma membrane. The record is from RefSeq and is a predicted model, not a curated record. Gene Ontology annotation, biological process: adenylate cyclase-activating G protein-coupled receptor signaling pathway; hormone-mediated signaling pathway; male gonad development. The transcript has 10 exons. NCBI's taxonomy places the organism in Eukaryota, Metazoa, Chordata, Actinopteri, Cypriniformes, Cyprinidae. Gene Ontology annotation, molecular function: G protein-coupled peptide receptor activity; protein binding; thyroid-stimulating hormone receptor activity.
AUGAUAAAGAGGAUGGUCUUGUUGAAGAUGCUGUGCUUUAGUCUUGGAUGGUUCAUGUCACACACAGAAGGCAUGUUUGUUGGAUCUCAUUUCUGUUCAUUCAAUGGUUCGACUUGUAAUUUCUUCUGUCUGGGCAACAACGUCCAUGAGAUGCCAAGACAUAUACCGGAAAACACCACUUUUGUGGAGAUCAAACUGACUGAGAUCAGCGUGUUUCACCGAGCAGCCCUGUCUGAACUACAUAAGCUGAAGAGAAUAGUGGUGUCCGAGAAUGGUGCUCUUGAGCGAAUUGAAGCCUUUGCUUUCUCUAACCUGACAGAGCUACAGGAAAUAACUAUUACAAAAUCAAAAAACCUUGUGAUGCACAAAGAUGCCUUCUGGAGACUUCCAAAGCUACGGUAUCUGACUAUAUCAAACACUGGUCUUAAAGUCCUGCCUGAUUUCUCCAAGAUCAACUCUGCUGCUCUUGAAUUUCUAUUUGAUCUACAAGAUAACAUGCACAUAGAUAGGAUUCCUAGUAACGCUUUCCUUGGAUUGACCAGUGCCACCAUAACUGAGCUGAGACUAACAAAGAAUGGGAUCCGUGCGAUAGACAGCUAUGCAUUCAAUGGUACCAGAAUUGAAAAACUCUUUCUCAUGGGAAACCAGCAGCUGAGUCAUAUCCACAGAUACGCCUUUAUAGGAGCUGAAGGCCCCAUCGUUCUAGACAUCUCACAUACUGCUGUCCACACCCUGCCAGAAAACAUGCUGCGGACUCUUAAGCUUCUGAUGGCCAUCUCUGUCUACUCUCUAAAGAGGCUUCCCAGCCUGGAGCUAUUUACUGAGCUCACGCAGGCCAACCUGACCUACCCCAGCCACUGCUGUGCCUUCAAAAACUUCAAGAAGCACAAGUCUGUGAAGAAUCAAAUGUGUAACGAUUCUGGUGCCCUCCUCCAAGAGCCAUACUUUUUUGAAGACCACUGUAAGGAUGUAAUAGAAGUGACCUGCUACCCCACACCAGAUGCAUUCAACCCCUGCGAGGACAUCAUGGGUUUUACGUUCCUGCGGGUUCUGAUCUGGUUCAUAAGUAUAUUGGCCAUCGUGGGCAACUGUGCUGUCCUCCUGGUGCUCCUUUCGAGUCGCUACAAACUGACUGUUCCCAGGUUUUUAAUGUGCCACCUGGCAUUUGCAGACCUUUGCAUGGGCAUUUACCUGUUGAUCAUCGCUGCCAAGGACAUUCACACACAGUCCCGCUACUACAACUAUGGCAUCGACUGGCAGACGGGAGCUGGGUGCCAUGUGGCAGGCUUCUUCACAGUCUUCUCCAGCGAGCUGUCUGUUUACACUCUGACUGCCAUUACCCUGGAGCGCUGGCACACCAUCACUUACGCCAUGCAGCGGGAACGCCAGAUGCGCCUGCGCCAUGCCUGUGCAAUAAUGGCAGCUGGGUGGCUUUUCGCCCUGCUUACUGCUCUGAUGCCCGUUUUUGGAGUGAGUAGCUACAAGAAGACCAGCAUCUGUCUGCCAAUGGAUGUAGAAACAGUGAUUUCACAAGGUUACGUGGUGCUGUUGCUCCUACUCAAUGUAGCUGCUUUUCUAAUCGUAUGUGUCUGUUAUAUGCGCAUCUACCUUACCGUCCACAAUCCCACCUUCGUUCCUGCCAAUGCGGACAUGCGUAUAGCAAAGCGCAUGGCUGUGCUCAUCUUCACUGACUUCCUGUGUAUGGCUCCCAUCUCGUUUUUUGCCAUCUCCGCAGCCUUAAAACUACCGCUAAUCACAGUUUCUCACGCCAAAGUCUUGCUAGUGCUUUUUUACCCCAUAAAUUCCUGCUCUAACCCGUUUCUCUACGCCUUCUUCACCAAAACCUUCAAGAGGGAUUUCUUCAUUCUGACUAGCCAAUUCGGCUGCUUUAAAACACGUGCGCACAUUUACCGCACAGAGAUCUCUUCGGGGCAAAACGGAGCCAAGGUGCCUUCACCAAAGACUAGUGAUGGAACACUGUAUUCCCUGGGUCACAUCGCCCAAGUGUACUGA